CGUAAAGGAUUGAAGUUGUGAGGUGAAAGAGAUGGAGGGAAAGAAGAGGCGUCUGGUGUUGGUUCACGGAGCCCAGCAUGGAGCAUGGUGUUGGUAUAAGCUCUAUGCUCUUCUUAAUUCCGCCGGACUCCAAGUCACGUGUCUCGACAUGGCUUCUUCCGGCAUCCAUCCAACGCAGGUGCUCGAUAUCACUUCAGUUUCACAAUAUGUUGAACCUUUGUUCCAAUUUCUAAGAUCUUUACCACCAGAGGAACGAGUCAUCCUUGUCGGUCAUAGUUUUGGAGGCUUAUGCAUUUCUCUAGCCAUGGAGUUCUUCCCUCUCAAAAUUGCAGUUGCGGUUUUCGUUACCGCCUGGAUGCCUGGUCCCAACCUUAGCUAUCUCACACUAUUACAAGAGUUCAAGCACAGGUUAAGCUUGAAAUCCAAUUUCGACUACAAGACUGUGUCUGAUGAAAAUUCCAACAGUGAUGAGAAGCGAUAUGUAACACCCGAUCCUCAAAGAUUAGCAUCCAACUUUUACCAGCUAUCUCCACCCGAGGACUUCACCCUGGCGUUGUCACUAGUGAGACCCUUUCCCAUCUUCAGUGAUGAAGAUUUGCGAGAAAAUAUACAACUCACAGAAGAGAACCAUGGAACUGUGGUCAGAGUCUAUAUAGUGUGUGAAGAAGACAAUUUAAUAGAGCAGGAUUUUCAACUGUCAAUCAUUGAAAGAAACCCUCCUAAUGAGGUCAAAGUGAUUUCUGGAGCUGAUCACAUGCCCAUGUUAUCUAAACCACAACAGCUUUUCUCUUACCUUCAAGAGAUUGCCAACAUCUAUUACUAGCAUUUCAGCGUUUGUUUUAUUUCUGCAAUCAUGUGUGAUGACCAUAAAGAUCAGCAAAGACAUUUGUACCUUCCCAGAUAUCUGUAGAUGGUCCUGUGAUCAAUUUGCUUUUCUACUUUAUAAAGCCGUUCUAUUAGUUUCGACUUCCACA
Messenger RNA from Vigna umbellata (rice bean), 974 nucleotides. RefSeq names its product methyl jasmonate esterase 1-like. Gene Ontology annotation, molecular function: methyl jasmonate esterase activity; methyl salicylate esterase activity; methyl indole-3-acetate esterase activity. NCBI's taxonomy places the organism in Eukaryota, Viridiplantae, Streptophyta, Magnoliopsida, Fabales, Fabaceae. The record is from RefSeq and is a predicted model, not a curated record. Gene Ontology annotation, biological process: jasmonic acid metabolic process; salicylic acid metabolic process.